AUGAAUUAUUCGAUUUUGAAGCAAACUUUUUCUAAUAGUAUCGAAUCAGAAGAAAGCAAACUCAGUCUCAUCUAUCUGGUAACUUCAAACUCAUUAGGGAUAUCGUUAGACGAUCUCAUUACCCUCUUUCCAAGAUGUUGUCAGAAUUUUAUUGCUGAAAAAAUUGUGACUGAAUCUUUAGCCUAUAAACAAUUUCUUUCACACUUUAUCACUGAAGACUCUGAAGGAUAGAAAGUGUAUGUUUUGGGGAAGGAUAAAUUCCUGUUCGAUUAUUUAUAUAAGACCAAUACUAGUUAUCUAUUCUCUAAGGGUAUUUUUACUAAUUUAUAAUAAGCAUACAAAUAUUUACUGCAAAACACAAUUGAAAUUUAGCAUUUAGAUUCCUUUGAUAGAACCUUAAAUCCACUGAUAAUAUAUGAGAAGCAGCAUUAGAAGGAUACUUCGAACCCUUUGCAUUUUCAAUUAAAUCGUAUUUCAAACAUUGAGCUAUUAUUGAGGGAAGGAUUGAAAAAAUAUUUAUUCACAUUUACUCAAAACAAAGAAGAAUGCUACAGUCUAAUUUAACAAGAGAAGUACUAUGAGACCACUAAAAUCAGUUUCUCAAAUUUCGAAAUAGACUAAUUUCAUAUUGAGCUUAGUAAUAUUUUAGCUAAUUUUCAAACAAGUUUAAAUCAAAAUUUCUCAUCGAUAUACUAAUUCCUUAAGUUUUUAUUAGGAUGCAGGAUCAUAUACUAAUUGAAUAAACAACAUUUGAGAAAUAUUUCGGUGAAAUUGAUUUGCCAAUCAUUUUGCAAAUAGUUCUUUGAUCAUUACUUAUUCAUAUAUACAGAAUUUCAUGAAUACAUGAUUAAGUUUAUUCAAAUGGAAUGUGAUUCCCUCACUUCUGGUAUUUUGACUAAUAGUUUACCCAAUCUCAGCAUCACAAUAAGUGCGUAUUGUUAAUUUUACAGGAUUAACAAGAAAAUAUUGAAUUUUGAUUACAAAAAGCAUAUAAAAAUAGGGGAUUUUUUAGAUUUCUAUUUUAUGUUCGAUUUACUUUAUUUGCAAUUCUCUUAGGUCUCAUCAAUCGAAGAGUAUGCAGUGAUUGUUGAUUACUAUAGAUUGAAUUUAAAGAAUCCCUAUCCAAAUGUGCUGGUGAGAGAAAUCUUAUAAAAUAUAGCCACAUCUAUUGAUGAAUGUCAGAAACCCAAGAAUCUGGAUCCUUUUGACUUUAUUUCAUAUGAUGUUUCUCCCCAGAGGUUGAUGACGAAACUGCAAACCUUUCUCGUUGAGAGACACCUUUAUUUGAACAAUUACGAAUGGCAAUUCUUCCUGUUCGAAACUGUAAGCUAUGCAAUUAUAGUCUAGUUUAGUGAUAUCAAGGCGAAUAAGAACCUACUGAAUGAUGAACAAUUUGUGUAGAAGAAGAUCAAAUACAUAUAAGAGAAUUACGAGGAUACUAAGAAAAUUAAUCAGGUUGAGCACAUUUUUAUUAACCUUCUUCCUCUUACAUCAUAAAAAUCAUUAUCUGAUUAUAUUUUGCUUGUGUUGACUAUCUUAGAUCAUUCCCUUUUUAUUAAAUUAUUUAGUUUGAUAGUUUAUAAAUAUUAUGCUCACUCGUAACAUACAAAUAUGAAAGUGCUUGAAGGUAUGCACAUCAAAAUAAAAUAGACUUAUAAAAGUUCUUAUGCAUUCCUGAGUAUAAUUAUUUAUUGAUUGGAAUUAUUAAGCUUAUUAAUUAAUGGAAGAAUGAAAUCAAAAAUUCCAAGGAUUCAUUUCAUAUUGCAUUGGACUCAGUCAAAUGGAAAUACAGGUAAAUUGGAUUAGUGUUUUUUCGAUGCGGAAGUUUCAUAGAAUCUGUAUAUUAUUUAGAAAAAUACUUAGCAAAGAAAAAUCUACUCUUUAAAUUUGAUUUAAAAAAACUAUCACAUAAAUAAUAAGAGAAACUGCAUAACACUUUAUUAUAUAUUAACAUGGCAAAGAGCCAUUUAAAUAGUUCUAUUCCUCCUGAAUAAAUAUAUUCAAGAUUAAACUUUAAUUUCCCCUUCAAUCCAGAUUCGUUGCUUGAAGUCGGUAAUAAUUGGUACAAGGAAUAGAAUGUUGCUAUGAAGAUGAGAUAAAAGUAAAUACCUUUGGAUGUAUAAUUAUACAAUUUCAGAGAUCUUAAUUCAAAAGGGCAAUACUUGAAUAUAUUGGACCCUUCAAGACUGGAUAAAAUAGUUAUUUCUUUAAUUUCAGACAUCUCAAGGUAUGUGUCUUAGGAAAUGAGUAAGGAAUAGAUCAAUUAGAGCAUUAAAUAUGUAAAAUUAUCCAUAGCUUUGUCUCUCAAAUCAACAAGUUUAUCAAAAAUUAUAUGUUAGAAUAUCAUUCAGACCUCUUACAUAAUAAAGAGACUCGAGAACUAUUGGGAAGGGAUAUAAGGUAAAGAAAUAAGAAUUACUUUUGUGAAAAGAUUUUCAUAAUAAUACUGGAUGUAUUUGAACACAUUGGUGAAGAGGAGGUAUUAAAUACUGAAUACAUAUUUAUAGUUCAAAGUAGUACAAAAUAAUCAAUUACAGAGAGUAAUAUGCUAAACACCUUAUGAAAAUAGACAAAUAUGAGGAAGCACUUGCAAUUUGUAAGAAAAAACAAAAUCUAAUUUAAUGUCGUAUUUAUGAAAGGAUGGGAUACUAUUAUAAGGCAAUUAGUUUGACAGGGAUCGAUCCUUUUACUUAUUCAUAGAAUAAGGGAUUCUUUAUUACGGACAUACAGAAUUGUUCAUAAAAGAUAAAAUUCUUGAGAUAUUUAAUAAAGGAUCAAUUAUUUCACAGAGAAAGAGUAUUGCAAACUUAUAGUGACAUUUGGAGUUCAAAACACUUACCUCCUUUGUCAAGAUAUUUUGAGAACAAGAAGAAAUUCAGCAAAUUUUGUUAUCAUUACGCAUAAGAAUUGGAAUAGGAAUAUAAGUGUAAAUGUGAUAGUUAAAACCAAUAAAAUUGUUUGAAAUUGAUGGAUUUAUUUUUGAGUAGUGUAAGUGCAGGGGAUAAAUAUGUAUAGUAAUCAUUUCCAAAAAUAUUUCGACUUUGGUUUAUGCAUAAAUCAAAGGAUUAAUUUGCUUAAAAAUUUGAUUCAUAUUUGAAUACAAUAAGUUGUAUAAAGUUGCAAUAUUGUUUGGAAUUAUUAAUAACAGGAGUGGAGACAUUUAAAAAUGAUCGUACAUCUAGUAGGAGUCUAGCUCAAGCAUUGUCAAUAUUGGCAAGCAAUUAUCCAAGUCAGAUGAUAUGGUGGUUGGCUCCUUUGAAGAAUUUCAAUCAAACCUCUUAACAGUAAGAUAUUAAUAUGUAUGAUUUUAGCAAAAUACUGAUGUAUUAGGAAGUGCUGAAAUUGAUUCCUGAGAAACGAGAGAAGUUCGAAGAGUUGGAAAAACAAUUCAAUGUGAUUUUAAGAAUCUGUUAAUAAAAAUCAAAGGUAAAUUAAUAAUAAGGUUGGGCAGUGGAGAAUAUAAGUUCAUCAUUGUUAAGCGAAUACAAUAAAACUAGGGAGAAGAUCAUAUAUCCUGGGAUUGAAAAUCUAUCAUAACCAUUUAAAUCUGAGGAUAAUUUGGUAAAGAUCAUUUAGAUAUAUCCUUAAAUGAAAAUAGCUCCUUCUAAAGAUAAGCCUAAGAAAAUAUAGGUUGAAUGUAGUGAUUCAAGCAUUAAAUAUUUAUUGUUAAAGAAUGAGGUUCAGGAUUCCAAGAGCAGUGGAGACACAAGGAGAGAACAGAGAAUAAUUUUGAUGCUGCAAUUUUUUAAUACUUUGUUGGAGCCUCUCUAAUUAAAGUAUCCUUUGUUUGCAUCAAUGAGUUUGAAUCAACUAAGCUAAGUCAUUGAAUGGGUGACUCAAACGACUACUUGUCGAGAAGCUAUUGGAGUUUCAACGGCUGGCGCUAAGAAUAGAUAAAUCUACAAUUAGACAGAAUGGAAAUAAUUAAAUGAGUAGGAACCAAAACUAAACAAUUACUUCUUUUCUUAAUAUUAGGAUCCUUAUAUAUGGUAUGAUGCAUAAUAGGGAUUUAUAAAAUCUAUGGCUUUGUGGUCAGCUUUUCAAUACUUGAUAGGAUUCGGAGAUAGACAUUGUGAUAAUAUUUUGAUUCAUGAAAGUGGAGAGUUGAUUCACAUAGAUUACGAAUGUGUGUUUCAUAAGGGUAAAUUCCUGCCAGUGCCUGAGAUCGUCGAUUUUCGAUUGACAAAGAAUCUCAGAUAUGGAAUGGGUUAUUUGAGAGAGUAAGGCCAAUUUAGACAAAUAUUGGAAUAAAUUAUAGAAGUGUUUCAAAAACACAAGGAUAUUAUAUUUGCAUUUCUUGACCCAUACAUCUAUGAUCCUUUAUUGUGUAGAACCUCGUCAGAUGUAAUAGAAUUGAUAAAGUAUAAAUUGAACAACCAAAUAAACGUAUAGAACUUGAUUGAACGAAAUUGUGACUCAGAGAUUCUUAGAUAAAUGUAUUAUGGAUGGGCACCUUAUUAAUGA
Paramecium octaurelia is the source of this 4464-nucleotide messenger RNA. The record is from the annotation of a GenBank genome assembly. NCBI's taxonomy places the organism in Eukaryota, Ciliophora, Oligohymenophorea, Peniculida, Parameciidae.